Messenger RNA from Branchiostoma floridae (Florida lancelet), 1647 nucleotides. RefSeq names its product macrophage mannose receptor 1-like. The transcript has 9 exons. Lineage: Eukaryota; Metazoa; Chordata; Leptocardii; Amphioxiformes; Branchiostomatidae. The record is from RefSeq and is a predicted model, not a curated record. The coding region runs from base 93 to 1613 and encodes 506 amino acids.
CCUUUCUCCCACUGUUGUACAUCCGUACAGCUUCACAGGGAUCUUGUCUCGUGUGAUUUCUUAGUAUAGCCGACAUGUACAUGAUGUACUAAAUGGCUGUGAGAAGUGUUCUUCUACUGCUUGUCGUCCUGGCAUCAACACCAUGGGCAGCAAGGGGACAAACAUGUCCGGACGGCUACAGCUACAAUGCCGGUCUGUGUUACCGAUGGACCGAAACCCUGACGUCCGCUCUAGAUGCCAACAACGACUGUGCGUCUGACGGGGCGACUCUCGCCUUGCCCCGCAGUCAGGACGAGCACGACUACCUGACGGGCCUGAUUUCAGAGACCGUCCUUAUCGGCAUCACGGAUUACUACCAUGAAGGGACGUGGAAGUACUCGGACGGCACUGAGAUCGGAGCCUUCAACAAGUUUCUUCCCGAGGCCGAUUAUCCCAACACAGGCAGGAUAGACUGUGUGGUCAUGUCUAAAGACGACUCCUACAUGUGGAAACCCAGUUCCUGUUCCCAAGAACAGUACGGCUAUGUCUGUCAAAAAGAUGCUGUCAUGCCACCUCCUCCGUUAGUAUGUCCGGACGGCUACAGCUAUAAUGCCGGUCUGUGUUACCGAUGGACCGAAACCCUGACGUCUGCUCUAGAUGCCAAUAACGACUGCGCGUCUGACGGGGCGACUCUCGCCUUGCCCCGCAGUCAGGACGAGCACGACUACCUGACGGGCCUGAUCUCAGAGACCGUCCUUAUCGGCAUCACGGAUGUCCUAGAGGAAGGGACGUGGAAGUACUCGGACGACACUGAGAUCGGAGCCUUCAGCAAGUUUCUUUCGGAGGUCGAUCAUCCCAACACAGCCACGAUAGACUGUGUGGUCAUGUCUAAAGACGACUCCUACAAUUGGAAACCCAGUUCCUGUUCACAAGAACAGUACGGCUAUGUCUGUCAGAAAGAUGGCGACAUGACUAAACUUCCUCAGCUAGAGUGUCCUGAUGGUUAUACCGGUGUGGAGGGUACAAAGUGCUACAGAGUAGUCUCGGAGCCAGCCAGCGCCAUCGCGGCGUUAGCAGAGUGUCAGGCUGAGGGAGCAGACCCAGUCCUGCCUACAUCAGACCUGGAGCACUACUACCUCAAGUCACUCGGCCUGGGGACACACUGGAUCGGUGUGACUGAUUCUGCGCCCCGCUCUACGGAGGGGAACUGGGUCUAUCUCACUACUGACCUUCCAGCACUGGGUUCUUUUAACAGGUGGGGUUCCACUGCGAACACUGAUGAUCUAGACUGUGUGGCAAUGGACUCCGCUGAGGCUUACCAGUGGGCACCAACCUACUGUUUAGACGACCUUGCUUGCGUGUGUCAGAAAGCUCCACCUGACCAGUGUCCACCACUGGCGGCCCCUGAGAACGGAGCGGUCAGCGGGUCAAGUUUGCCAGAAGGCGUGGCGACAUUUACCUGUGACGAAGGAUACAACCUGGAUGGUGCCUCUACAACCACCUGCCAGGCUGACUUAAGCUGGAGCGAUGACAACCCAACUUGCAACAGUGAGUUCUGCAUGUGUGUGUGUGUCUCUGCGUGUGUGUAUGUACAUAUGUAUGAAUGUAACGUUAUGGUAUCUGUCACAGAGUAAUGAUUAAUAUAGUUUGAUGUAGGCUGUGUGGUUG